Molecule: messenger RNA, 462 nt
Organism: Plasmopara halstedii
Lineage: Eukaryota; Oomycota; Peronosporomycetes; Peronosporales; Peronosporaceae
Exons: 1
Coding region: 1-462 (153 amino acids)
Source: RefSeq, a predicted model, not a curated record
AUGGACGGGCAAUCCCCGUUACACUUGGUAGCACUAGUAGUCGUUUCAACGCCGACUACUGCAAUGGAUUCACCUAUGGAUAUGGUGGACAGGUCGCCCUCAGAUCAACAGGGAGGAAUAUUUGUGCCCAACACACUCGCAGCGGAUAAUCGGAAUAACGUGGUCUCCGACAUGCUCCAUUUGGAUCAAGAAGUGAUAAGUCAACGCAUAUUAUAUUUUGUUGUGUAUGAGCAAGGAUUAUUGGAAUUUUUAUCACAGAGCAUACCGACGCCAGUUCCAUCACCUCCACCACAAGUGGUGGUAACACACGAAACGUCCCGAAAAAUCGAGGUGAAAAGCUUUCACGAAAACGAAGGUGAUAAUCUUGCUUUUUCGCAGCGAGAAACAGAUUUCACUUUCGCGGUGGCUCAAAUUCGUGAUGAUCGCAGUCAAGUAGCGCCGCAUUUGGAUGGUCAUGCGUAG